Molecule: messenger RNA, 631 nt
Organism: Ruditapes philippinarum (Manila clam)
Lineage: Eukaryota; Metazoa; Mollusca; Bivalvia; Venerida; Veneridae
Exons: 3
Coding region: 142-516 (124 amino acids)
Source: RefSeq, a predicted model, not a curated record
UAACAAAACUAUGCCGACUAAACGAAUAGCCUUAAACAGUUAAACUUUAAAUUUUUUUGUAUUGGCCUUCCGUAAAUAUUUCACUAUAAAAUGCCAAGAGAGAUAAUAUUUUUCAAAACAAGGAAAAAACCUUAUUAAGCAAUGGGACUGUGUGUAGUAUAUGUGGCAUAUGUGCUGGUGUUGGUGGGAUCGGCUCUAGCAGAACCGGCCCUUGAUAUAAGUAAAAUAAAGAUCACUGACUGUAAUUGUCAAAGAUGUCUCUAUACUCAGCUUGGUUAUGCCAUACACGGAACUGUAUCUGUGACUUUCGGAGGCAGCAAGGUAAGUUGUUCUGAUGAAGCUAUUAUAACUUUUGGAGGUUCAGUAAUCGGUUGGAACUACAACUGCCCCAUUAGCGGCUCGUCAAGUGGAAUAUUUGAAGUAUCAUAUAACUACGGGAAUCUUCUAUGUGGUACGACCUUCGACAGAGUGUUACUACAUAGAUGCUCUGGAACACCGUGUAGUUCAUUCGGCUGAAGAAAAAUGUUUUACGAAUGGUACAAGCUAACUAUAUCAACCCUUUGUUGUGAAUAUUUUCUGUUUUUAUGAUUUGUUGCCUUUUGUUCUCGGACAAUAAAUGUAUAUAACAUGU